CUCCUUGUUUGAAGGGCUUCUCCCCCUGUUUCUUUCUUUUCCCUCCAUGGCUCAACCGUGUAUGUUAGCUUGGAAUUAUUGCAAUCUUGGAGAAGCUUACAUGAUCUUUGAGCCAAACCAAUUACAUCUCCAACAAAAGCCUAAUUUUGUCCUACUUCUUGAAGCAAAGUGAACGACAAUGGAGAUGAAUUUGGUCCGAAUAGAUUUAGGGUUGACUCCUUGUUCUGCAAGUGAUUGUGUAGAGAUAGGGGGUGGCUUGACACCGUUCUGGAAUGAUGUGUUUAACUUGCAAGUUUCCUCUUUGUCGCCAUCUCACAUAGGUGUUGAAAUAGUAGAUCCAGAUGGUUGUCAAUGGCAAUUAAUAGGAUUUUCUAGCCAACCAGCAACUGCUUGCAGGGAGGAGUCACGGACUCUUCUCAAAUCACCCAAUAUGGUUUCUCCUCUACCCUGGCUGUGUUUAGGCGACUUCAAUGACAUCUUGAGCCAAUCAAAAAAGGAGAAGGGCAAUCUCGGAUUCCACUCAGGCUAUGCAUGGAGGGCCAUAGGUGGCCGUUGGUGUGGAGGGUCAAAUUUACAUGCUGUUGGUGAAGCUGAUGGUGAUCUGCAAGGGAAGAAUGGUAUUCAAGAUGGCAAAGGGGCUCUAGUUCCCUUAAUAACUUUCUAUAGCAAAGGCUUGAAGAGGACUAGAAAAGAUGGGAACAUGGUUGGAAGCACAUGGAGAUGAAUGGGAUACCUUGUGAUUGCACUGAGGAGGAGCAUGCCCUUCUUCUUGUUGAUUAUUUUUUAAGAAUAGAUUGGGUGGCAACCUACAGGUUGGGGACUGUUUGUUGUUGAAAUCCUUUGCUUUCCCCAUAAAGCUGGUUAAUUAAGUGAGAACGUCUAA
Rubroshorea leprosula is the source of this 883-nucleotide messenger RNA. The record is from the annotation of a GenBank genome assembly. Lineage: Eukaryota; Viridiplantae; Streptophyta; Magnoliopsida; Malvales; Dipterocarpaceae.